AUGGCGACGUCUAGCGACGCUGGCUUCAUGAUGUCGGACGGCCCUGCGAGGCCGAUGGGCACCCCGAGGCAGCGCUCGCUCUAUCCUUCCUCCUCUGCCGGCAGGCCACGAGGUCCUCCCUCAGAGAAUACUGGCGCCCCAAGCGAUGACGAGGGCGAAGGGUUUGCCGACGAUCAGAUCCCCAGCAGGUCUCGACGCCCAGCCGACGGCUCGACCGUUCCCCGGGUCGAAGACCGCAUUGGCCUGCUGAUUCAAGAUCACUUCCAAACGUUCAUCGAGGGCUUCAUCGAAGACCCUGCUUCCUCUGGAGUCCCUACCUCCAGCGCCGUUACCACCGACAAAUACUACGUGGCACAGAUCCACGGUAUGCGCAACUAUGCGCUUUCGACCUUCUACGUCGACUACAAGCACCUUGCCUCAUGGCAGAAUGGUGGCCUGGCCGACGGUAUAAUGAGGCAGUAUUACCGUUUCCUCCCCUUCCUCACUGCUGGCUUGCACAAUAUGAUUGCCAAGUAUGAGCCUCAGUACUUCCGCGAGCACCGACAGCCCACUGCCUCGAGCAACCAGACUAGUUCAGGCCGCAGCAAUGCAGGCUCCGCUAGCCAGUCAGAUAUGAGCAGCAAGACGAGCAACCAGCAGACCGACAAGCUCUUCUCAAUCGCCUUCUAUAACCUGCCUCUCGUCUCGCGAGUCCGUUCUCUCCGGGCUGCAAACAUUGGCCAGCUGCUGUCUAUCUCGGGCACCGUCACCCGUACUUCGGAAGUACGGCCAGAACUUUCGUUGGCUACGUUCAUAUGCCAGGCCUGCAGGAGUGUCGUGCCCAACGUGGAGCAGACGUUCCGGUACACCGAGCCAACUCAAUGCCCAAACGUCACAUGCCAGAACCGCCAGGCCUGGCAACUAGAUAUCCGGCAAUCGACCUUCGUCGAUUGGCAGAAGGUACGCAUCCAGGAGAACAGCAGUGAGAUUCCCACGGGAAGCAUGCCACGCACAAUGGAUGUCAUCCUUCGUGGCGAGAUUGUCGACAGGGCAAAGGCAGGCGAGAAGUGCAUCUUCACCGGAGCUUUAAUCGUCGUGCCCGAUGUCAGCCAGCUGGGUCUGCCUGGGCUGCGGCCGACUGCCAUCAGAGACGACAGGAACGCGCCCCGUGGUGGCGAGGCUGGUGGUACUGGCGUGUCUGGCCUCAAGGCUCUUGGUGUGAGGGAUCUGACUUAUCGUCUUGCCUUCUUGUCGUGCAUGGUCUCGCCUGACAACACUAGCCUUGGAGCAGCGAAUGGAGGAGUCAACGAUAUCAUCGCUGCACUCACCCAAGCAUCUGCUGCAGACACUGCCGAAUCGAUGCAAGACGCCCAGGACGCAGUCUUGAGCUCUUACGGGCCCUCCGAGAUUGAGGAUCUGCGAAAGAUGGUGCACAGCGACCACAUCUACUCACGUCUAGUCACCUCCCUCGCACCGAUGGUCUAUGGCCACGACAUUGUCAAGAAGGGUCUGCUGUUGCAGCUGAUGUCCGGUGUGCACAAGACGACCCCUGAGGGCAUGCAACUGCGUGGCGAUAUCAACAUCUGCAUUGUCGGCGACCCAUCGACGUCAAAAUCUCAGUUUCUGAAGUACAUUUGCUCCUUUGCCCCUCGAGCGGUCUACACUUCUGGCAAGGCCUCCUCUGCUGCUGGUUUGACUGCCGCGGUGGUCAAAGACGAGGAGACCGGCGAGUUCACCAUCGAGGCCGGUGCUUUGAUGCUUGCCGACAACGGCAUCUGCGCGAUCGACGAGUUCGACAAGAUGGACAUCGCUGAUCAGGUCGCCAUCCACGAGGCUAUGGAGCAGCAGACCAUCUCCAUCGCCAAGGCCGGCAUCCAGGCCACUCUCAAUGCUCGGACGUCGAUCCUUGCUGCGGCGAACCCGGUCGGUGGCCGCUACAACCGCAAGACUACGCUCCGUGCCAACAUCAACAUGUCGGCUCCCAUCAUGUCUCGUUUCGAUCUUUUCUUUGUCAUUCUCGACGAGUGCAACGAGAAGGUUGACCGCCACCUGGCGGAGCACAUUGUUGGUAUUCACCAGCUGCGGGACGCGGCUGUCGAGCCCGAGUUUAGCACGGAGCAGCUCCAGAGGUACAUCCGCUUCGCGCGGACCUUCAGGCCCGAGUUCUCGGACGAGGCCAAGGAGGUCCUCGUGGAGAAGUACCGCGAGCUGCGUGCCGACGAUGCCCAGGGCGGCGCCGGCAAGAACAGCUACCGCAUUACUGUCCGGCAAUUGGAGUCCAUGAUCCGUCUGUCCGAGGCCAUCGCCAAGGCCAACUGCGUCGAAGAGAUCACGCCGGACAUGGUCGAGGAGGCCUCCCAUCUCCUCAGACAGAGUAUCAUCUCGGUGGAGCAUGACGACGUCGAGAUGGACGACGAGGAGGACGAGGGAGCCCUCGAAGAUGGCGCGGCGCUUCGCCGCGCUGCGGACGAGGCCGCAGGUGCCCCCGCCCCGGAGCGGGAGGCCUCGAUGGCCGACGAGGAUGACGAGGCUGCCGCCGGAGACUCUCAAGCCGCCAAGCGCAAGGUCACCGUCACCUACGACAAGUACAUCGCCAUCGUCAACGCGGUCGUGCAGCACGUCGCCGAGGACGAGACGGCCGGCGCCGGCGAGGGUGUCGAGAGCGACGCGCUGAUCGACUGGUACCUCGAGCAGAGGGAGGAAGAAUUGCAGAGCGAGGAGGACUACCACAACGAGCGGGCGCUCGUGGUCAUGGUGCUGAAGAAGAUGGUCAGGGAAAACAUUCUCAUGGCUAUCCGUGGCCAGAGCACGGAGGACGGCGAUGCGGCGUCGGGCGAGGGCUCGUCCGCUGUGGCGCAGAAGGUCGUGUACGUCCUGCACCCCAACUGCGCUGUCGAGGAGUUCUAG
Messenger RNA from Thyridium curvatum, 2886 nucleotides. RefSeq lists its product as uncharacterized. Gene Ontology annotation, cellular component: nucleus; MCM complex. Gene Ontology annotation, molecular function: single-stranded 3'-5' DNA helicase activity; single-stranded DNA binding; ATP binding. The transcript has 3 exons. The record is from RefSeq and is a predicted model, not a curated record. NCBI's taxonomy places the organism in Eukaryota, Fungi, Ascomycota, Sordariomycetes, Thyridiales, Thyridiaceae. Bases 1 to 2886 code for a protein of 961 amino acids. Gene Ontology annotation, biological process: double-strand break repair via break-induced replication; DNA replication initiation; mitotic DNA replication.